UCCUGCCCCCUUCCAGUCAGUUGUCUGUGACAGGCACUAGGAAUAAUACAGUCUACCUGGGGAGACAGACGUGUGAACGGACUGUACAGCCAGUGCUAGGGAGACCAAAGGUGGAGCAACAACUCUCCCAAAGAGAAGUGGUGUGAAAGCUUCACAUUUGAGCUAGGUUGGGAAAAAUGAAUCAGUUUUACAGGAAAUGUGUGCAAAGAUUCAAAAUAGUACAGGGAAUGGGAGUAGCAGGAGGGAGCAGGAAUGGGUGGGUGGGGCUGGUUUAUGAGAAGUGUUAAAAACUCUGGAAGAAUCUCUGGUGCUGUCUAUAGAAUGGAUGGGAGAGGAGCAGUGCUGGAUGUAGGAAAACUAGUGGAGAGGCUGUUAGACUUUUGAGGGAGGAGGAGAGGUGGAAGUUGUGAGAAUGGAACUAAAUGAGGAGCUGGAAUUGGAGAAAAGAUUUAGAGAGACUGUUGGUGAUGGAACAGACAGGACUUUGAAUUUGGAGUGUUAAGGAUAAGUAAAGAAUGAUGUGAUUUAAUUUGUUUGGAAGACUGCAGAUCAUAAUGCCAUCAACCAAAUUGGGAAAUUAGGGACUAGUUAAACACAAAAUAAUUAGGAAAUAAGGAAGAAUAUGUGUUAAGGGAGAUGUGAGUAUUUCUGGUUCUGUAGAAAUUCAGAACAGGUGAUGAACUGAUGGUCUCUGUGGAGGAGAUAGGUGAGAUGGGAUUUGGCUGGGCCUUGUCAGGGUUCACCACUCAGGAUGACUUCACUGACUAGAUCAGAGACUAUAGAAGUGCUAGAAGAGGAACCAGUGGCAUCCAAGACUCAUGAUCUUCAACUAGCAUCAGAUCCCAACCCUGUGGAAGUAUGUGGUAAAUCAUCUGCCGCCCUUGAGAUGACUCAAGGCAUUUUGAAGGAACGAAUUCACCUUGGCUCUAGCCCUAAAAAGGGGGAAAGUUGUGAUCUCAGCCAUCAGGAAGGACUUCAAUCCAGGUCCUUUCUUCAUUUGUCCGCCCAAGAACAGUCUGCCCAUGAUCAAGACAGGAGGCAAUCCUGGCGGCGAGCAAGUAUGAAGGGAAUGAACCGGCGGAAGUCCCUGCCUCCCUUUCAUCAGGGCAUCACAGAGCUCAGCAGAUCCAUCAGUGUCAAUUUAGCAGAAAGCAAACGGCUUGGCUCUCUCCUGCUAUCCAGUUUCCAGUUCUCUGUUCAGAAACUUGAGCCUUUCCUAAGGGGCACUGAGGGCUUCAGUCUUGAAAGUUUUAGAGCCAAAGCAUCUUCUCUUUCUGAAGAAUUGAAACAUUUUGCAGACAAACUGGAAAGUAAUGGAACUCUUCAAAAAUGUUUUGAAGAAUCAAAAGGAAAAGCAUCAGAUUUGUCUCUGGAAACAUCAGUGGCUGAGAUGAAGGAAUACAUAACAAGAUUUUCUUUAGAACGUCACACUUGGGAUCAGCUCUUGCUGCACUAUCAGAAGGAGGCUGAAGAGAUCAUAUCCAGAAGAUCAAAUGAAACCAAAAUUACUGAAAUUGAGGUGGAACCUAUGACAUAUCUUGGGUCUUCCCAGAGGAGAGUCCUUAAUUCUAAGCCUGACUACCAGAAGAUAUUACAGAACCAAAACAAAGUCUUUGAUUACAUGGAGUUGGUGAUGGAUGAACUGCAGGGAUCAUUGAAGCAGCUGCAUGCCUUCAUGGACGAAAGUACCCAGUGCCUCCAGAAGGUGUCGGUGCAGCUUGGGAAGAGAAACAUGCAACAGUUAGAUCCCUCACCAGCUCGAAAAUUGCUCAAGCUUCAGCUACAAAACUCAUCCACCCCUUCGUUGCUCUAGAUCUUGUCAAUGACUUCAUUCAGCUUUUCUGCCACAAGGUGCUCUAGAAGAGAGAAAUGGGAAGUGCGCCCCGGCAUGUGGUGACAGUGUGGCAGUCUCAGCUGGUGUUCUUGCCCUAUUGCCUUUAAAGACGACUGGCUGACUUUGAUUUUUUUCUAAGAGUAAUAGAAUUUAUGCUUUGCUUUUUUCCUAAAGUAUACUAUAGACAUCAGGACAUAAUAAACAAGUGGCUGACUUUGAUUUUUUUCUAAAACUGACAGAAUUUAUGCAUCUGGAAGAAUAUUGCAUAGACACUUUUCCCAAGAAUCUGCAAAAUGCAACUUCUAUUUUGGAAUCAGCUCCAGAACUAGUGGCCCAUUCUUUUAAAUAUCCUUUGUGGUCAGAAAUCUUUUAUCAGGUUUUGAAACAAUCCAGUCAUUCAGGAUCAAGUCCAGUGAAACAUUUUAGGGGUCAAGUUGGUUUCUGGUCGUGUAAAGGAAUGAGACUGAUUUUCUAGUGUAACCCAGAAGGUGAUUUUAGUAGAGGAGUUGUGAGCAUUGUUUGUGUCAUGUGGAUAUGUGUAUCACUUCAUAAGACCAAAUUGAAGGAAAUACCACUUGUUUUUAUGUCUUGAUGUCUAUAGUAUAUUUUAGCUUUUAAUAUUGAGUUGACAUCCUAAGUCCUGGAUUCAUGGUAGGAAGGGGUUAAGUAGAGGUUUUCAUUAUUUGUAUUUGCUAAUAAUCUGCAUUGUAAAAUUGUACAUAAUUAAAAUCCUUCCCUUUAUGUAUAUUUUGAGUGUAUGAAAAAUAAAAGGCAAGAAGAGCUUAGCAGAAAAUAGGACUCUUUGCCAAGAUACUGAAAGUGAACAGUAUCGGAGAGAUAUGCCUCAGCAUUUAUUACCAAUAAAACACCAACUAACAUGUUGUUAAUGUUUUUUAUGUUCUGAUCUUCCUAAUAGGACAAAAUUCAUUUCAUUUAAAAACCUAGUCAUAAUCUUAAAUCUGAAACCUUGGCCUAAACACCAGUUAGUGAGAGGUGAUAUCUCCUUGCUUUGAUAUAAGAAUAAGAAUAUUCCUUAUUCUUUCAUAUAUUUACAGAGCUGCUACAUGCUAGGGGAGAGAGCAAAGAACAAAACAGACAUGGGACCUCAUGCUCAUUGUCUAGUGGGGCACAAGGAACAAAAAGAGACAACUCUAAAAAUGGUGUUCUGGUUGAUUUGAGAGGAUGAGGGAAUUAAAUAGGGCAAUUAUUUGAAGCAAAAGGAGCAGCAUUUUCAAAGAUCUAAGGAGGGAGAGAAUGAAGCAUUCUAGGAUACUAAGAAAAGACUGGUAAAGCAGGAAUGCUGAGUGCCUGUGAAAGAACCACCUAAGAUAAAAAUAAUUGAAAGUCAUUAGAAGGUUUUAAGAGAGGGAGACACAGACUC
Manis pentadactyla (Chinese pangolin) is the source of this 3215-nucleotide messenger RNA. RefSeq names its product DSN1 component of MIS12 kinetochore complex (gene DSN1). The coding region runs from base 752 to 1813 and encodes 353 amino acids. Gene Ontology annotation, biological process: mitotic sister chromatid segregation; cell division. The record is from RefSeq and is a predicted model, not a curated record. Gene Ontology annotation, cellular component: MIS12/MIND type complex. NCBI's taxonomy places the organism in Eukaryota, Metazoa, Chordata, Mammalia, Pholidota, Manidae. The transcript has 11 exons.